UCAAAGAGGAGGAGGAGGAGGAGAGCUCAGUCCGUUUCAUUCUCCAACAUCCACCAUCCUCUGGGGUGUGUCUGCUGGAGCUGCAGACAGAAAGACAGACAGACAGACAGACAGACAAGACAGGUCGCCGGUGCACCGACAGAAAGAGCGUGUCCUUGUCUUUAUCCAGCCGGAACAUGGCGUCAAAAUGUCCAAAAUGCGACAAGACGGUGUAUUUCGCGGAGAAGGUGUCCUCUUUAGGGAAAGACUGGCACAAGUUCUGUCUGAAGUGUGAGCGCUGCAACAAGACGCUGAAUCCAGGAGGCCACGCUGAGCACGACGGGACGCCUUACUGCCACAAGCCGUGCUACGCUGCCCUCUUUGGACCAAAAGGCGUGAACAUCGGCGGGGCCGGGUCCUACGUGUACGACGCUCCCGCCAACGAAGCCCCCGCUGCCGUUUCCAUGCAAACAGAUGCAAAACCAGAGGAGGAGAAGAAGACCCCGCGUGGACCGGUGAAGGCUGCAAGCUUCUCCUCUUUCUCUGGAGGACCCAACAUCUGCCCCCGGUGCAACAAGACGGUUUAUUUUGCGGAGAAGGUGUCGUCUCUGGGGAAGAACUGGCACCGGCCUUGUCUGCGAUGUGAGCGCUGCAGCAAGACUUUAUCUGCCGGCAGCCACGCAGAGCACGAUGGACAGCCGUACUGCCACAAACCGUGCUACGCCGUGCUGUUUGGACCCAAAGGUGUGAACACUGGAGGCGUCGGCAGCUACAUCUACGACGAGCCUGAUGCCGAGGCUCAGCCCUGAUUCCGCCUCUGCGCUCUGCCUUCAUGGUGACGGAUGAUAUGUACUGUCAGGGAUGGACAUUUAGAUGUUUCUGUUGUAUUUGUAUAUUGUUUAUAUAUCUAUUUUUUGUACUAAUACUAACCGUUAACACGUCCUCCCGCGUGAGUUUCAGAUUUGCCUUUCAGUUUUAGUCUACUGGCCAGCAGUGUGAACCCGGAAAUGAUGAGUACCCCACAGAUCGAAAUGUAGGGUACGGGUCCCCAGCACAUAUAAACUGCCGGAUGCUAACUUGCAUAUGUUGGGCGAUUUGCAUAAUUGGCACGAGUUGCGUUAAUGAGCAUAUUCAGACAAUUUCGGUGUGGUUUUGGAUGUUAUAGAGCAUUUUGAAACUAUUUCUGACAUUUUUAUGAAAAUAAAUUUUAGUUUUGAGUCUAAUUCAUCAGAAUCAUCCCUCUGGGAGUAGAAAUAGGGCCACUUUCUGAUUAAAAACUGCCAUUUCUAAUCCUGGAAAUGCCAGAAAUGGAUUCAAUAUCCUCUAUAACAUCCAAAACCACACCGAAAUUGUCCAAAUCAGACAAGCCAUUUUUUUAGCUUUUGUCUGAAUAUGCUCAUUAACGCAACUUGUGCCAAUUGUGCAAAUUGCCCAACAUAAGCAAGUUAGCAUCCUGCAGUUUCUAUGUGCCAGAGACCGUACAAUACAUUUCUAUCUUAAAACGUUGGGAUUUUCAACAUUUCCAGGUUCACAAUAGCACUCUUUGAGCAGGCAAACAGACGGUUUCUUCGUUCUCUUUUGCCAAAUAAUUAUUAUUAUGUAGUGGAUUAAAACGCCUGUCACCAAUGAGUAAUCGUUUUUUAGACUUUGUGCACUUACAAGAUGUACUGUAUGAAACGUAACGCUGUCAGAGCUCGAGUGAUAGGGCUCUAAUCAAAGGGAUGAGCUGCACACACAGAUGUGCAUUUUACUGAAUGCUAGGAAGGUGAGUUUGAGGUCUGUUGGAACCAAAAGGGUUCAACUGUGCAUCACAUUUUCUACAAUAAAACUAUGUGAUACCAAA
This is a messenger RNA of Eleginops maclovinus (Patagonian blennie), 1822 nucleotides long. Its product is annotated as cysteine-rich protein 2-like. The coding region runs from base 177 to 788 and encodes 203 amino acids. The record is from RefSeq and is a predicted model, not a curated record. NCBI's taxonomy places the organism in Eukaryota, Metazoa, Chordata, Actinopteri, Perciformes, Eleginopidae. The transcript has 8 exons.